UUUCUUUUUGCAAAGAACACAACUAUUCCGUAGUGGAUAAAAAAAACACAAAUUUUAAUAAUAAAAAAAAAACACUGAACAAAAAAAAAAAUAAAAAUAAAACAGUGAGCUGGCUUUCGCCGAAAUGAAUUGAGCCUACGCGCAGUGCAUACGGCAGUUCUCAGAAAGGUCUCCGUAGUGAGAAAGGGAUACUGAUGGUUGGUCUCCAGAGAAAUGUGCGCCAAAAUUUCCAGGAAACGGCGCAAACCUUGGCAAAGUAGCAAGCUGCGACAAGGCCGCUACUCAGUCGCUUCCUUCUGGACGGACGAAGUGGCGCCAUCUCUGAUCAAGCCUUCAAAGCAAAGGCCGAAAGUGAGUUCAGCGCCAUCUAUGUGAAAACACCACAACUAGACGGCAGGCGACGCCCUCGCCAUCUAGUAGCCGACACACAAAGCUCUAGCAAUCCAGCGACCGUGGCGCCGCUCGAGGAAUGCGGAAGCGAGCUCCGUCGACUCCUUUCCACGCAGACGACGCGCGAGGCCAACGUAGCAGCCGCUCCUUUGCCCAGAUGCGGUGAACGUUCGCUUCGCGUCCAUUCAGCCCCCACGUGGAGAGCGAGCCCCUGCUAGGCCUACACGCUCGGAAAACAUCGCCGCAACGCUCAUGGCUCGUCGCGGCCUGCCCAACAUCCUGAUCACCGGCACGCCGGGGACGGGCAAGUCGACGCUCGCCUCCGAAGUCGCCCAGCGGUCGGGCCUCGACUGGCUCAACGUCGGUCAAGUCGCCAAGGAAAACGAUCUCUUCGACGGCUACGACGAGAAAUACGACUGCGCUGUCCUCGACGAAGACAGGGUCGUCGACGAGCUUGACGACAAGCUGUCUCAACCGUCCGGCGGCAACCUGGUCGACUACCACGGCUGCGACUUCUUCCCCAAGCGUUGGUUCGACGUGGUGUUCGUUCUGCGGACGGACAACGCCGUGCUGUACGACAGACUGCGGGCGCGCGGCUACACCGGCAAGAAGCUCGAGGAGAACGUGCAGUGCGAAAUCUUCCAGACGAUCCUCGACGAGGCCCGCGAGUCGUACGACCCCAGCAUCGUAUUCGAGCUGCCCAGCAACACGCCCGACGAAAUGGAGGACAACCUCGAGAAGAUCUGCGCGUGGGUUGACCAGUGGAAGCUAAGCUCUCGGUAGCGUCUCGCAGCGUUUUGACUCUCGUGUAAAUAACUUUAAAGAAAGGAACUCCGGACACGAACAACCGAUCGAUGGACAGCUCUCAAACUUGUCUUUAGCCCGUGCUUGUUUUUUCUCUACCGCCCGAAAAAGGACAAAGAAAAAAAACAAGAAGUCGUCGUCGUUUCAUUUUGGGAACGCUACUUUUUCGUUUUGGUGCAUAAAAGACACAUGCGUAUCUAACGGCCA
This is a messenger RNA of Ixodes scapularis (black-legged tick), 1401 nucleotides long. RefSeq names its product adenylate kinase isoenzyme 6. NCBI's taxonomy places the organism in Eukaryota, Metazoa, Arthropoda, Arachnida, Ixodida, Ixodidae. The record is from RefSeq and is a predicted model, not a curated record. Gene Ontology annotation, molecular function: ATP hydrolysis activity; AMP kinase activity; ATP binding. Gene Ontology annotation, cellular component: cytoplasm; nucleus. The transcript has a single exon. The coding region runs from base 643 to 1173 and encodes 176 amino acids.